This is a messenger RNA of Owenia fusiformis, 1165 nucleotides long. The record is from the annotation of a GenBank genome assembly. NCBI's taxonomy places the organism in Eukaryota, Metazoa, Annelida, Polychaeta, Sabellida, Oweniidae.
GUUCGAUUGUGAAGGAUGGCAGCGUCUGUAUUUGUCCCUCCAACAUCCACGCCAAUUUGAACUUCUUUUGACUGCAUUUUGUUAUUGUCGUAAAAUGGACGCAGACACUACUACCGAGAGUGAAUAAGAAAGUCGUAAAUAGACAUGUGGAUUAUUGUUAUUAUCGCCCUCAAUUUGUUUUCAUAUUGAUUUUCUCACAUUUUCCCCUAUAUAACCAUCAUAUCGUGAAGGAUUACAUCCAUGUACAAUGGUAAGACAGCGAGGAACAGCAGCAAGCAAACAUGAAGCUAGAGAAGUUGAUAAAAACAUAGAAGAAGAAGUGAAAGUAAAAACUGCAAAUAAACAUUUGUCAAGGAUCCCUACAAAACCUGGAGUAAGUUUAAGACAGCGUUGUUUUACAUUCGCAAAGUAUGCUUUACUACUUUCCAUUCUGCCGCCAUUCCUCAAUUUUGCUGCUUUGCAUAAAGAGGGUCAGCAGCUCAAGCCACAGACAGGAGAGUUGUAUGACAUAGGUUUUGGUCAGAAAAUGUACCUAGGGUGCCUAGGACAGGGUGCUCCUACAGUGAUACUUGAUGCCCCAACUGGUAUGUCUUCAGAUGUCUGGCUACAAGUGCAACUCAAACUGGCCAAGUACACAAAGGUGUGUGUUUAUGACCGCGCAGGGCUGGGAUUCAGUGAGAGGCCAUACAGGAAUGAAUCAGCACAGGAGGGCACUGAUAAUGACAAUCCUACACAGUUAUUCUCUAAGGGCAGUGAAAGAUGGCAGCACUAUACAGUAGAGAGGAUGGCUGAUGAUCUCCAUCGCUUAGUAACAGGUAGCAGCGAUCAACCCAGACCCUUCAUACUUGUUGGGGCAGAAAUGGGGGCACUUGUCUCAAGGUUCUAUGCAAAUAUGUUCCAAGGAGAGGUGUCCGACCUUGUAUUGAUUGAGCCACUAGUAGAGACAAUAUUUAUGGAGGAUGACGGCAUCUGGACACAGUUCUGGUUUGGUCACCUGAUACCAUGGCAACAGUCCCUUCAGCUGGCUGCAGCUACAGGUCUAACAAGAUUCGCUCUUCUGCUAGGCCUGAUGGAGCAGCCACUCGCUGGAGCCAACCAGACCAUGGAGCAGAUAGCAAGACAGAUAACCAGAUAUUACUCUCCUUACAGGGUCACAAACAAGUAA